AUGAUUCAUUCCAGAUUACUUGCUCUUCUUGCUGUCUGCACGCUGUCCCAGCUGCUCAUUUUAUUACCAACGGUGCGCGCUGCACACGAUAGCGCUUCCGCAUGUCCCGGGUUACCGUCUCCUUUCGACUUCUCCUACCCGGACCGCCUAUGCGGCAACCUAAAAGAGUUCGCGGUGCGUCUAAAUGACCACAUGCGAGCUCUUAGCCGCGCCGCCGGGCCCAUCACUGCCAGCACAGCAGCGGCCGGCGCUCCCGGCUCAAUCGCCGCGCCCGCCUCUCUAGCCUCCCCUUCCACUGCCGCGCCCUCAUUCACCACCUCCUCCUCCUCGCCCGCAUCUGACGCCACGCUCGCGAACUCGUUCCUAGACCCGCUACCGUCCACGCCGCGGUUUCUCGCGUACGACUCGGGGAUAGGCGGGUACGGCGACACGAUUACGGGCCUAGUAACCACGUUCAUAACGGCUCUUUUGGACGGCCGCGCGCUCGUCGUGAAACAUCCAUGGCUGCUGCACGCGUUCGAGCCGGCAACGUUCGACUGGCGGCCCACCCCCGACGUGAAAAUCGACCCCGUGCAAUUUAUUAACAACGAAACGGAACCCGUGGAGCCGGGCAGAGUGCCGCGAAUCGCGCUCACGGCAAUGAAGGUGGAUCCCGAGGCGCUCUUCGGCCGCAUGGAAAAGUACCCCGUGGUGCGCGUCGCGUGGAACGUGGGGCACCUGACGUACUUUUAUAAGAACAACGGCACGUGGGGCGCCAGGUUCCGGUCGCUGGGACUGCGCCCGCCUUACUCCUUCGGCUGUAUCAUGCGGCUACUGCUCAGGCCGAAGCCGGAGGUGUGGCAGAUGAUGCGCGAGACGGCGCGCGCGCUGCACGGCGAGCGCGGGCUGAGCGUGGGCGUGCACAUCCGCGUGGACGACCGCAUCGUGUGGGGCGGGCUGCACGGCUACGGCGCGCCCAUCACGCUCAACGAAACGCAGAUCGGGCAGCUCAUGGAACAAGCCAGACCCGCGCUCGAGUGUGCUCAGGGCGUGGAGGACUGGUGGCAUCCGUCGCCAGUGAAGACCAAGUGGCUCGUGCUCACCAACUCGCACCAGCUCAAGGAGGCCAUUCAGAAGAAAUACCCCGAUAAGGUGGUCGUGACCAACUUUGUUCCCCGGCACGUGAGCAAGAACGAGGACCCCAACUCCAAGAGCAACGAGGCGAGCGAGGUGAUGGUGCAGGAGACGGUAGCAGAGUGGCUGCUCUUCGCCUCGUGCGACCGCUUUGUCUUCCCCGACUCGGGCUACUCCCGCACAGCUGCUAUGUACUCCAUGCGCCCUGCCUCCAUGCAUCUAACGCGCAUCUGCAACCCAGAGCACCCUGUGGAGGUCACCACGCUUGCAGAGAAGGGCAGCUCUAUUUGA
Closterium sp. Yama58-4 is the source of this 1404-nucleotide messenger RNA. The record is from the annotation of a GenBank genome assembly. Lineage: Eukaryota; Viridiplantae; Streptophyta; Zygnematophyceae; Desmidiales; Closteriaceae.